AGCACGCUUUUAGCGCUAUGAGCUUAUAUCAUGUGCACAUGAGAUUAGAUUUAACCUUUAUUGUUCAUAAAAUAUCUUUUACAAAUUCAUUAUAAAUGUACAUUAUAAACGAAAAAAAUGGUUAGCAUGGAUUUUCUCGAUAGUAUCAUAUCUACGCUUGAUAAUAUUCAAUCGUUAGAACGAGUAAAGAGUGGGAAAGCUAAAGUUGAUAUAACAGAUCUUACAAAACGUGUCUAUGAUUUUACUAAAGUGCAAUUUUGUAGAAAUACAAAUGCAUUACCAGAAUUAGUUACCGAAGGCUUUGACGAAGAGCAAAUUUGGCAACAAUUGGAACUACAAAAUGAAGACGAAAUACCAUAUCUUUCUAAUGAGAUCUCAAAAACUAGUAAUAAAAAGUUAAUGAUUCCAGUAAGUUCUAUGAAACCUGAACUUAUGGAGAUUGAAAAUGAUAAUUUAGAACAAGAGAAUGAAUAUACAUCUGAUGACAAAGAAUCAAAGGAUGAAACUGAAGAAAUCAAAGGCAAUUUAAGAAAAAGAAAACAUGAUAAAAAGAAGAAAAAAAAAUCCUCUAUUGUAGAUGACAAAUUCUUUAAAUUACAAGAACUGGAUGAGUAUUUGACUAAAGAAGAAAAAAAAGAAAAACAGGAUGAUAAUGAUGAUGAAUCUGAUAAUGAAUCGUUAGAUUUAUUUAACGAUAUUUCCGAGGAGGAAAAUGAAGAUAAUGCUGAAGGGAAAUAUAUAAAAUAUGCAGACUUUUUUGACAGUCCCGAAAGCGAAAAUGAGCAACUUGAUGGAAAUAAAAAUUCAGAUCAUGAUGAGAAUAUUAAUGAUUCUGAGGAGGAGAAAUUGGAAAGUGAAGAUGAAGAAGUGAACGCUGAAGAAAUAGACGAUGACGACGAUGAUGACGAAGACGAAGAGAGUCAGAAAAUCAAGAAAGUUAGAUUCAAUCUUACUAACGACUCGGACGAGACUGAUAGUUUAGAGAAUAAAGCAAAUCUUAGGAAGGAAGAUAAAGAGGGAGAAGAAGUAGAAAAAGACAUGAGACCGAAAUCUACUUUAGAGGUUCGUCAAGAGAGAUUGUUGACAAGGAUUAAGGAGUUGGAAGAGGAAGCAAUUGGUGAGAAACCUUGGCAGUUAAAGGGAGAAGUGAGCGGUCCAAAUCGACCACAGAAUUCUUUAUUGGAAGAAUUUGUGGAAAUUGAUAUAAACACAAAGCCAGCUCCUGCAAUUACUGAAGAAACCACUAUGAAGUUAGAGGAUAUAAUUAAGCAGCGGAUCAAAGAUAAGGCUUGGGAUGAUGUUGAGAAGAAGUUCAAGCCAGUCGAGACUCCGUUGGAAUAUAAGAAACAGUUGAUAUUAGAUCAGGAGAAGAGCAAGGAGAGCUUGUCACAAAUUUAUGAGAAAGAAUACUUACAGCAGAAGCAAACAUUAAAUCCCGAGAAUAAGGAAAAAAAACGGGAAGAAUCACAAUUGCAUAGUGAAAUUCGACAAAUGAUGCGUUCUUUAAUGUCGAAAUUGGAUGCACUAUCUAAUUAUCAUUAUACUCCCAAGUUGGCUAAACCCGAAAUUAAAAUUAUUAGCAAUGUGCCUGCAAUUAGAAUGGAAGAAGUGGCACCAGUCACAACUAGUGAUGCUACUUUGUUAGCACCUGAAGAAAUUAAAACUAAACCACGUGGUGAUGUUAUUGGUAAAUCAGAAAGAACGAAAACCGAUAUGAAACGCGAGAGAAGGCGGAAGAAAUUGAAGCAACGAAAUAAACAACAGGCAAUAGAAAAGAAAGAGAAAUUAAAGGCAUUAAAACCAGGAAUCUCUAAAAAAUAUGAAGAUAAAAAGGAAAAGGCUAUGUUGCUUAAAAAAGUAACUAAAGAUAGAAAUAUUACGAAAUUAGAUGAGACGACGCAUAAAAUCGCGAAAUCCUCAACUGCAUUCUUUGCGCAAUUACAAAAUCAAGUUAAAAAUAAAAUCAAAAGAAAAGAUAGCUCGACCAAGAAAAAAGAUAAUAUAGAUUCAGCUGUAAAGUUGAAAUUAUAAAUUUAUUAUAUUUUUAAUUUGUUUAUAUUUAAUAAAUAUACCUAAUAAAAAAAUUUAAAUAAAAA
Molecule: messenger RNA, 2096 nt
Organism: Cataglyphis hispanica
Lineage: Eukaryota; Metazoa; Arthropoda; Insecta; Hymenoptera; Formicidae
Product: U3 small nucleolar ribonucleoprotein protein MPP10
Exons: 4
Coding region: 118-2031 (637 amino acids)
Biological process (GO): rRNA processing
Cellular component (GO): nucleus; Mpp10 complex; sno(s)RNA-containing ribonucleoprotein complex
Source: RefSeq, a predicted model, not a curated record